This is a messenger RNA of Gracilinanus agilis (Agile Gracile Mouse Opossum), 1758 nucleotides long. It is a transcript of the gene ARSB, whose product is annotated as arylsulfatase B. NCBI's taxonomy places the organism in Eukaryota, Metazoa, Chordata, Mammalia, Didelphimorphia, Didelphidae. Bases 424 to 1686 code for a protein of 420 amino acids. The transcript is spliced from 6 exons. The record is from RefSeq and is a predicted model, not a curated record.
UCUAUAUCAGCUUUCCCGGCCACUGAUGCCUUAUCUAUGAAAUCGGUAGAUUAGAUUAGUCAAAUGUCAUCCUAGUUCUGUGACUGGAGUCCUGCAGGCUCUAAGUGCCUGAUUCAGAUGCAGCAGGUGGAGGAAGCACAGGAGGAGGUCGGUGGGAUGGCCGAACUUAGUCUAGAUUCUUAGAAAAGAAUUUUCCAUGGGGGUAGGGCCUCCCGGGCCCCUGCCUCCUCUGAAGGUGGAGGCCGCCCCUCCCGCUCCCGGGGAAGGGGGGGGGGGCGGAGGGAGGGAGGGGAUGCUUGCAGUGCUUCCCUCGGGGCGGAGUGGGGCGGAGUGGGGCGGGCCUAAGCUGCCCAGUUCCUAGUUCUAAACCGAGCUCCCUGCACAGGCGGCAGACACGGCCUGAAGAGGCCUAGACUGCUAAAGAUGGAGGCUGGCAGCGCAGCCUGCGCGCCGCUCCUCUCUCUCCUCCUCCUCCUCCAGCUGCUGCUCCAGCUGCGAGGCUCCUGCGCCCAGGCCGCAGGGCAGCCCCACAUUGUCUUCGUGCUCGCGGACGAUCUGGGCUGGAACGACGUGGGCUACCACGACUCCAAUAUCUUCACUCCGCACCUGGACGCGCUGUCGGCCCAAGGGGUCCGGCUGGAAAACUACUACACUCAGCCUCUGUGCACGCCGUCCCGUAGCCAGCUCCUGACCGGCCGCUACCAGGUAAAGAGCGCCCGCCCGCUGGGCUCGCUCAGCCGCUCUAAGCCCAGCCUCUACCCACUCCCACUCCUCCCUCUGUUUCUCUACCUCGCCCUUCAGUCUGUCCACGAGCCCCUGCAGGUCCCUGAGGAAUAUCUGCAGCCGUAUGACUUUAUCCAAAACAAGAAGAGGCAGCAUUAUGCAGGAAUGGUGACCCUUAUGGAUGAAGCUGUGGGAAAUGUCACAAGAGCACUUCACAAGUAUGGGCUCUGGAAUAACACAGUGUUCAUCUUCUCCACAGACAAUGGCGGACAGACUUUGGCAGGGGGAAACAACUGGCCAUUAAGAGGAAGAAAAUGGACGCUGUGGGAAGGUGGAAUUCGAGGGGUGGGCUUUGUAGCCAGCCCCUUACUGAAACAGAAAAGAGUGAAAAGCUCGGAACUCAUCCACAUUUCUGACUGGCUGCCUACUCUAGUCAACCUUGCUGGUGGAAGUACAAAUGGCACCAAACCACUAGAUGGCUUUGAUGUGUGGAAGACGAUCAGUGAAGGAAGCCCUUCCCCCCGGAUGGAGCUGCUGCAUAACAUUGACCCGGGUUUUGUAGACACAGCACCAUGUCCUGGACCCACUAGUCCUCCUUCCACGAGGGAUUCCUUUCCUUCAGCACAUUCUACCUUCAAUGUAUCUAUCCAUGCAGCAAUUCGAUAUGGAAACUGGAAACUAUUGACUGGCUACCCAGGUUGCAGUUACUGGUUUCCACCGCCAUCUUUAUCCAAUGUCACAGAGCUACCACCACCUGACCCACCAACGAAAAACCUCUGGCUUUUUGAUAUUCAACAAGACCCUGAAGAAAGAUUUGACCUAUCCAGUAAGCAUCCCACGAUUGUCAAGAAGCUUCUUGACCGGCUUCAGUAUUACCACAAGAACUCUGUACCGGUGUUCUAUCCUAAACAGGAUCCCCGCUGUGAUCCAGAAGCAUCUGGAGUUUGGGGGCCGUGGAUGUAGGAUGUUAAUCAGCUCUCAGACUAGAAGCCUGCCUCUCGGGUAACUUCAGGCCUCCGUAGUCACCCCAUUUGU